Messenger RNA from Drosophila ananassae, 2044 nucleotides. Its product is annotated as peptide transporter family 1. Gene Ontology annotation, biological process: transmembrane transport. Gene Ontology annotation, molecular function: dipeptide transmembrane transporter activity. Gene Ontology annotation, cellular component: membrane. Bases 260 to 1939 code for a protein of 559 amino acids. NCBI's taxonomy places the organism in Eukaryota, Metazoa, Arthropoda, Insecta, Diptera, Drosophilidae. The transcript is spliced from 7 exons. The record is from RefSeq and is a predicted model, not a curated record.
UCUUGCGGAGAGUCGUUGUCGCUGCAGUCAGUUAGUAGCUCUUGGACCUCUCGGAGAGGCGGUCGUCGGUCGUGAACAAAAGUGCUUAUUGUUGCAGACCCAACUGCAACCUCCUCCAACAGCGCCGACCCACAAAAGCCGCAAGCUUGUAACCCGAUCCGGUCCGAGGUGCCUACGAAUCAACAACUCGCCCAGGUUGCUGUUCCCUCUCCGGUUCAGUUCGUUAACGUUGGAUUAAGUGCGCGGCUGUAUUUGGAAAAUGUUCCGCGCUACAGAAAUCGGCAGUGAAGAAACCCUGCCCGCUCUGGCAGAGUUUACCCAAGCGGACUACGAGGCGGAGGAGCGUAGGGACAUCGAGUGGGGCGGAUGGCGGGCCGAAGGAGCCAAGUUAAAACGACCCCAGCGCAGCUCCCUCCCCAACUAUGGUUUUGCACCGCCGCCCAUCCGGAUGGAGUACCGGUAUCCCCGCGCAGUUUUCUUUGUGCUGGCCACCAAGUUCUUUGAGGCCUUUGCAGCAAACGGCAUACGCACCGUACUUGCCCUAUAUCUUCGCGAUGAUCUCAACUUCACGGAAAGCUUCUCGACGGUUGUCCUGCACAUAUUUAAUUUUUUUGGACAGUUCUGUCCCAUAAUCGGGGCCGUAUUGGCAGACAGUUACAUGGGAAAUGUGCGCACAAUCUCGGCGUUUUGUUUCCUGUACGCCUUCGGCUGGCUGCUCCUCACGCUGACAUCCCUGCCCACUAUAGGUGUUCCCAUGGUAUUAAUGGUUUCCAUUGCCUUGCUCCUGAUUGCCGUGGGAAAUGGAUCUAUUCGCGCCUGCAUAACAUCGCUGGGAGCUUUGCAGUUUAAGCUACCGGAGCAGAGUGCCCAUCUGGCAGAGUACUUCUCCUUUUACUAUUUUGUAUACUAUUUUGGUAUCUUUUUGAGCAAAAUCUUACCACCGCUUGUGAGGGCCAACACCCAGUGCUUGGACAAAACGGAUUGCUAUCCGGCUGUUUUCGGCACCUUAGGAAGCUCAUUUUUAGUGGCUUGGGUUAUUUUCUUGAUAGGCAAGUGUUUUUACAAGUCUGAAAAGCUGGCAGCUGACAAUAUCCUUUUUAAAUUCUGCGGCUGCAUCAAAACGGCUCUGGUGGAGAAGUGGAGACGGAGAAAGUCCCCUAAACGGCCCAGCUACUGGUUGCACAACGCUGUUGGAGCCUAUGAUGAGGGAUUCGUGAAUGACGUAUCUCGUGUGUUGCGGAUCUCAAAAUUGUUUUUGCCACUGCCAUUUUAUUUUGCCCUUCUGGCGCAGCAAGAUUCCAGCUGGACUUUUCAGGCCACACAAAUGAAUACCACACUCCUGGGUGUGACAAUCCAGCCCGACCAGGCAAAAGCCGUAGGACCCAUCUUCCUCUUCAUGCUCAUUCCAUUGUGGCAGUAUGUGACUGCUCCACUUUUGCGGCACUACUUUAACUGGGAAUUAAAGCCCCUUCACAGCGUUACAGUGGGUGGCAUAUUUUCUGCGGCAGCAUUCUUUUGUGCCGGAGCUGUGCAGGAAAGAAUUGAAAAUUCCCCCGCUCAGACUGUAAACAUUGUCUGGCAGCUGCCGCAGUUUUUGCUUCUAAUGUUGGGUGAAUUGCUGCUCUCCAUCCCGGGUCUCCAGUUUGCUUUUACACAGGCACCAACUUCCAUGAAGUCCGUGGUCACGGCGGCCUGGUUCCUGAACAACGCUUUUGGUAAUCUUAUCGUAGUCGUUGUCACUGAGCUGGGCAUUUUUAGCUCCCAGAUGGACGGGUACUUCUUCUAUGGAGUAAUUAUGCUAGUUUGCAUCAUCCUAUUCGCCUUGCUGGCUUUUGACUACACGCUACAGGAACGCAAAGGGGGCUUAUAUUUGCGGGGUCUGGACGGGGACUUUGAGGAGAUGGAUAUUCCAAGUACCAGUCGCAGUGGAAGCAUUUAAAAAAGUGUGUAAUUUUUCAUGUUAUUACCUUAUAUUAGCUUAAAAAAAUAAUCUUUAUAUUUGUUAAAUUAUUAUUAAUAAAUUGUGUGUGUGUUGAUCAAGUUA